AUGACAGACGGUGGUAUCCAGCGCCGUCAGCGCCUUGAAAAUGCAUAUGAUCAGAUUGCACACAAGCUCCCGGUUCCCAGCAUUGAUUUCACGGUGUACACCAUGGAUGAUGGUGAGCAGGUGUCAACAUUGGAUCGCGUCAUCAAGGAUGUACAAGCGCCAGCAUUUCAGACCCCGACUCCUGAGCAGUUUUGGAGUAAGAAGGAUCCUUCGAAGCCGGAUGUCCAGUUUUUGAAAAAUCACUUUUACAGAGAGGGGCGACUCACGCAUGAUCAGGCUCGGUAUAUUCUCACCAAAGCAACAGAGCUGCUACGUGCUGAACCAAAUUUACUGGAGCUCGAUGCACCUAUUACUGUAUGCGGUGACAUUCAUGGACAGUACUAUGAUCUUAUGAAAUUGUUUGAGGUUGGUGGAAAUCCAGCGGACACUCGCUACUUGUUCCUAGGCGACUAUGUCGACAGAGGAUACUUUUCCAUUGAGUGUGUUUUAUAUUUGUGGUCACUCAAGCUUUGGUAUCCAAAUUCACUAUUCCUGAUCCGGGGAAACCACGAGUGUCGUCACUUGACAGAUUAUUUUACGUUCAAACUCGAAUGCAAACACAAGUAUUCAGAAGAAAUCUACGACUUGUGUAUGGAGUCGUUCUGCGCGCUUCCACUGGGAGCUGUGAUGAACAAACAGUUUUUGUGUAUUCAUGGAGGACUUUCUCCGGAGCUACAAACGCUUGAUGAUCUUCGAUGUAUCAAUCGAUUCCGCGAGCCUCCUACACAUGGCCUAAUUUGCGACAUUCUCUGGGCAGAUCCACUCGAAGAGUUUGGCCAGGAGACAACAAACGAGAGCUUUGUGCACAACCAUGUUCGUGGUUGUUCUUACUUUUUCACGUAUCAUGCAGCUUGUCAGUUCUUGGAACGCAACAACCUUCUAUCGAUCAUUCGUGCUCAUGAGGCCCAAGACGCGGGCUAUCGUAUGUACCGAAAAACCAAAAUCACUGGGUUCCCAUCUGUUAUGACCAUCUUUUCUGCACCCAACUAUCUCGAUGUGUACAACAAUAAAGCUGCAGUUCUCAAGUACGAAAACAAUGUGAUGAACAUUCGCCAGUUCAACUGUACACCUCAUCCUUAUUGGUUACCGAACUUUAUGGACGUUUUUACCUGGAGUCUUCCGUUUGUGGGCGAAAAAGUGACGGACAUGUUGAUUUCGAUUCUGAACAUCUGUUCCAAAGAAGAGCUCGAGGAGGAAGAAGACGACUCGUCUGUGGAAUUCCGUGGGCGGUAUACAACUCCAGCCUCCUCGUCAGCUAUCGCAUCAUCAUCACGGCCUGGCGGCAAUAUUAUGGAUGACUCGUCAGGUUCUGACGAGUAUGCCGAGCGCCGCACUGUGAUCAAAAACAAGAUUCUCGCGGUUGGUCGCAUGUCUCGCGUUUUUCAUGUACUUCGUGAAGAGGCUGAGCGUGUAUCGGAGCUCAAGAUUGCUUCCGGUACUGGCAAACUCCCUUACGGCACGCUGGCGCUUGGCUCUGAGGGCAUCAAAGAAGCUAUUCACAACUUUGACGAGGCGCGGAAAGUCGAUAUUGAGAACGAGCGCAUGCCACCUUCACUUGUGGAUGCACGUGAUAUGCCCGACCAACCUCUCACACCUAUGCCAGCACUUGCGAAUACGUUACCAUCCAAUAUAUCUGCACCUAUUACCUCGCCCGAGGCACGUAUGCCCUCAACACACCGACGCUCUCAUUCGCGCACAAGCUCUUUAGGAACGACAAUGUCAAGUCCAUCGAACCGCCGACGAUCAAUUGAAUCUACAGUGAGCAUGAUCCGUGAGGCAUUGGAAGGUGGCUCCGGUGCAGGGCAUCGCAGCAGUGCCCCAUCUUCUCCCAAUUCAUCGCGUUCGCGCGAGCGUCGCUAA
Molecule: messenger RNA, 1899 nt
Organism: Malassezia globosa CBS 7966
Lineage: Eukaryota; Fungi; Basidiomycota; Malasseziomycetes; Malasseziales; Malasseziaceae
Exons: 2
Coding region: 1-1899 (632 amino acids)
Biological process (GO): fungal-type cell wall organization; calcineurin-mediated signaling
Cellular component (GO): calcineurin complex; cytoplasm
Molecular function (GO): calmodulin binding; calmodulin-dependent protein phosphatase activity
Source: RefSeq, a predicted model, not a curated record